UAAUAGGAAGUCAUCAAGCAUGGUGAGAGCUCCUUCCUGUGAGAAGGAGGGCCUCAACAGGAGCCAAUGGAUGCCUGAGGAAGACAAGAUUUUGAUGGAUUACAUAAAGAAACAUGGACAUGGCAACUGGAGAGCUCUUCCUAAACAAGCUGGACUUUUGAGGUGUGGAAAUAGCUGCAGACUCAGGUGGGUGAACUACCCGCGGCCGGUUAUCAAACGAGGGAACUUCACCAAGGAGGAAGAAGACACAAUCAUCCAAUUGCACCAGUCGCUUGGAAACAGGUAGAUCCUUUAACUUCUCACUUUUCUUGGAAACAGGCGGAUCCUCUCUCCCUCUCGGGAUCCGGCGGCGGCAAUUUGAGGAAGAAAGACGUCCAUUUUGUCCGAUUGUUUAGUAGGAGCAGCGAAACAUAAAUUUUCUAUUUUUCUUUUUGACCCAAUAACUAAUUAAAAUGAGAAAAAGGGGCAAGCAAACGGUCAGCAUGAAUAGUCGUUAGCUCAAAAUUCCAGUUUAUUUUUAAAAAACAACUCAAACUUAAUGAAAUCGGAUGUGCAAACAUUGAAGUUUACACUGUAAUAUUUACA
This is a messenger RNA of Zingiber officinale, 585 nucleotides long. RefSeq names its product transcription factor MYB4-like. Lineage: Eukaryota; Viridiplantae; Streptophyta; Magnoliopsida; Zingiberales; Zingiberaceae. The transcript has 2 exons. The coding region runs from base 20 to 286 and encodes 88 amino acids. The record is from RefSeq and is a predicted model, not a curated record.